AUGUCGAGUAGCAGUAAUAACGUUCCUGCGAAUAUGGAGAUUACGAAAUUUCUGUUAAUAGGAAUUUCUACUGCUGCAGUCGUAGCAGGAGUUUUUGGAUUGAAGCCCUAUUUCCAUAUAAAUUAUACUUUGCAUCUGACAUCUCACUAUCAGUACUGGAGACUUUUAAUAUGGCAAUUGGUCUACUGGAAUUCAACAGAGGUUCUUCAGGCACUUUUUAUACUGUAUCAAGCUCGAGACGUGGAACGGUUGUUAGGAUCUAAUAAAUAUGCUUCAUUUUGCAUUUAUAUGUUUGCAAUGGGAACGUUUAUAACUCCACUAUUCUGUUUUCCCUUAGCCUACUUAUUCCAUAACUUUGGAUACAUUCACCCUGGCCCUACCUUCGUUGUCUUCGCCAUCCUUUAUCAAUACUUUUACGUCGUUCCAUCAACCGUCUAUGUUCGAUUCUAUAAAAUUUUCAUCACGGAUAAAGUUCAAAUGCUAUUUCCUCUACUGGGACUAGCCUUAUCCAAUCCGCCUAGCUCUUUUUUUAACGCCGUCCUUGGAUGGACCGUCGGGAUGUUUUAUUGCCAUGGUUUUCUCCCUUAUACGUCUUGGCGUUUACCCGCUCGCUUUGUUCCUGCCGUUUCUUCAUCUCGUCAUAUAUAUAUUCGUCCACCCCAUACCGAUUCCCAAGCACCUUUGGACUUUGAUCCCUCUUCCUUGUUUCCUGCAUUUGCUGCCAACUUUAAUACAAACCUUCGCGCAGAUAUCAAUGCUACCAACGACACCGGUUCUACAAACGUUCCAGAUCUUCAAAGAGAUACUACACCUCAUUCUGAUGCUGAAGCUUCAGGUUUCACAUCCAGCAUACCAAGAAACCCCUCUUUCCGAAGUCGACCUUCUGUGACGCGUCAACCUUCUGCACCUGUUUUGCCAGCCGGACCUGCAUCUCAGUUAUAUGAUAUGAUUAGCGGUCGGUCGGAACGUCCUGAAUUGGCUGGUGUGAGAGAAGAAGACGUUGAAACUGUACAAACUAUUAUGCAAACAACAAGAGCGCAAGCCGUCCAAGCCUUGUCCCAAACUAAUGAUGUUCAACAAGCUGUCGAGCUUCUUUUAGAACAGCAAUCUUACGAAUCUUAG
Schizosaccharomyces osmophilus is the source of this 1122-nucleotide messenger RNA. It is a transcript of the gene dsc2, whose product is annotated as Golgi Dsc E3 ligase complex subunit Dsc2. The coding region runs from base 1 to 1122 and encodes 373 amino acids. Lineage: Eukaryota; Fungi; Ascomycota; Schizosaccharomycetes; Schizosaccharomycetales; Schizosaccharomycetaceae. Gene Ontology annotation, molecular function: serine-type endopeptidase activity. The transcript has 3 exons. The record is from RefSeq and is a predicted model, not a curated record.